Messenger RNA from Cetraspora pellucida, 124 nucleotides. The record is from the annotation of a GenBank genome assembly. NCBI's taxonomy places the organism in Eukaryota, Fungi, Glomeromycota, Glomeromycetes, Diversisporales, Gigasporaceae.
AUAUACCCGAUCCUCUUGCUUAUGGGGACAGUCGUCGAAUUCAAAUAACCACUAAAAAUUUAGACUGUGCUUACGAUCGACAGAUCAUAGGCACACAACCGAUUAUUCAUAAAGGUGCCCAUAG